AUGGACCCCCGUACCAGUGCCCAAGACGUGAUGCGAUGCGACCUGUGUGAGACCGCUGUAGUACAGAUGCACUGUGAUACAUGUCUUGUCAACAUUUGUAAGGCCUGUGUGGGAGAACACAUCUCAACAGAUGAAUCCAAGGAUCACAAAAUCGUCAAAUUUCAGUCCAGAAAAUCAACCCCCCUCUACCCUGGAUGUGCAACUCAUGAUAAAGAACGAUGUGAAAUGUACUGUAAACAAUGUGACAUUCCUUUACAAACUCUACGGAAACAUCUGGAUGAAAUAACCAAGACAAUGUCUGACAUCAGGGAUGAAAUUAAAGCAGUUAAUGCCACCAUAGACACUAAUGACUUGUCAAAACUGUUUGGGACUAAAUUCAAUAAAGAGAGAUACCAAAUGCUUCCACAGAAAAUUGUGCCAUCUUUACCUAAAUUCUUGCCAGGGAAAAUUCAUGAAAAAGAACUUCAUGACAGGUUUGGAGCUUUAGAACUAAGUUCUCUUACUUCAGAUAAACAUGGGUACAGCAUGAAGACAGCACAGAAAUCACCAAAAGCUGGAUCCUCUUCUCCAGUUAAACAGCUGCUUGAUAAACCAGAGGCUGUCACCACCAUACACACUGGGUAUAAAGACCUUUACCGUGUGGCCUGUCUAAGUGAUGAAGACAUCUGGACAAGUGGAGAUGAAAACAUCAUGAAACUCUUCAGCAUCAAUCUGGGAUCAUUACUCAAGUCAAUCAGAACCAAGUCAGGGAACGAACCAUCUGACAUAGCAGUGACAAAAAGUGGAGAUCUAGUUUAUAUCGAUACCAAUGAUAGAACUGUGAACAUUGUGAAGAAUAUGAAGAUAAAGGAGGUGAUCAGACUACAGAACUGGAGACCUCGCGGUGUCUGUAGUACCUCCUCUGAUGACCUGGUUAUCAUGGUCAGUGAUGAUAAAAGAACAAAAGUUGUCCAUUACUCUGGCUCCACAGAGAAACAAACCAUUCAGUUUGAUGAUAACGGUAAACCUCUCUAUUCAUCUGGUAGUUAUAUAACUGAGAACAGGAUCCUGGAUAUCUGUGUCUCUGACCGUGAAGCUGGAGAAGUAGUGGUGGUCAAUCAGGCCGGGAAACUGAGAUUCAGGUACAAUGGACAUACUCCUGCUCCAAAGAACAAACCAUUCAGUCCACUAGGAAUCACCACAGACAGUCAGAGUCACAUCCUUACAGCUGAUGAUAACAAUAACUGUGUUCACAUCAUAGACCAGAAUGGACAGUUCCUCCGUUACAUAGAAUGUGGACUGAGUGGUCCAAUGGGACUAUGUUUAGAUACAAAUGACAAUCUGUUUGUUGCUCAGUGGAUAAGAAGACAAGUGAAGAAAAUCAAAUAUAUGCAGUGAUGUUAUUGUACUGUAUACCAUGGUAUAAUGUAGCAUUUUAAGGAUAAUACAAGUCAGUGCAUUCACAAAAGAAUGGUCUUGCAUAUAGGUAGUCAUAUUCCUUGUUUGUCAAAGAUGAAUGUAUUCAAAUGAGUUUGAUAUUAAUUUAACAUAUGUUUGAUGUCAAUAUAACAUUUUUUUUCAAAAACUGUGUCUUAAAGUAAUCUUCUCUGAUUCAGCCUCACUAAACUUUGCUCAUAUAUAAUUUUAGAUAAGUCCAGGAAUACUACAUGUUUGUGUGUGCUAAAUCACUU
Molecule: messenger RNA, 1670 nt
Organism: Saccostrea cuccullata (small rock oyster)
Lineage: Eukaryota; Metazoa; Mollusca; Bivalvia; Ostreida; Ostreidae
Exons: 3
Coding region: 1-1377 (458 amino acids)
Biological process (GO): proteasome-mediated ubiquitin-dependent protein catabolic process; negative regulation of translation; protein polyubiquitination
Molecular function (GO): ubiquitin protein ligase activity; protein binding; zinc ion binding
Source: RefSeq, a predicted model, not a curated record